CCGUUCUCACGCACAUGAACAAGGAAGAAUGAUUGAUCUCUGCGUCCCUGUGUCUUUGGAAAUCAGUUUAGGUUUGCUCUCACAAAUAAUCCAAAACAGAGCUACAAAAAGUACCAGGCGCAACCUAUCCAAGCUCAAGCUACAAUCUUAACCAGUAAUCAUGGCCAUUGAAUCUGCACCCAUCACUUUCAAGUACCUUGCCUUACCCAAUGCAUUGGGGGGGCGAGGUGGAGCUCAACGUUUCUUUCUGCUGGCCAACAACAUCCCCUUCAAAGAAAGCUUGGUGGAAAUGUCUGAUUGGGGUGCCUCAGAAAAGGCCCGUGUUGUCUCUUCCAAUGAGAAUCCUUGUGGAACUGUGCCCAUCUUGUACACCAGUGAUAUAAGUGGCAAGGAUGCCCAAUUGAUUCAGCAUGUUGCUUCAGCUCGCUACUUGGCCCACCUCCAUGGCCUUACCAAGGACAAUGCUGCCUAUGACGAAUAUGUGCAAGAUUUGGUUGCAGAUGAGUACCAGGGAUUCCGUGAUGCCUGGGUCAACACAGCCUUUUCGGGCACUGAUGAAGAGAAGAACAAGUACAAGAUUGAAGCUGCCCCAAAGCUUUUGGCAACUUUUGAUGCCUUGUAUGCAAAGUACAAGACUCAUGACAUGUAUCUCAGUGUCAGCAAGUCCAAUAAUAGUCCGCUUUGGGCUGAUGCUGCUUUGUUUGGAUUGUUGCGCGACAAUAUCAUUACUGGAUUGAUUGCUGCCAAUGACUUGGAAAAAUCUUACCCCCAUUUGUGGGCCAUGUAUGCUGCGUUUGGAGAGAUCCCAGCUGUCAAAGCUUGGAUUGAUAUCGAAGAGUCCUCCAUAUGGUGCUAAGCAGCUACUAGCAAGCAAGACAUGACAAGUAACUUGUGCCGAAACAACAAGAAAGCCACUGUGAGAAUGUGAAAGUCAGAGAAACUGUGUGAUGUUGACACAAGCAAGAAUACUUACUACUAAACUAGCUGGUAGCAAGAGAGAAGCAAUUCUAGCAUUCCUUUCAAUACUCUUCUAGC
This is a messenger RNA of Seminavis robusta, 1035 nucleotides long. NCBI's taxonomy places the organism in Eukaryota, Bacillariophyta, Bacillariophyceae, Naviculales, Naviculaceae. The record is from the annotation of a GenBank genome assembly.